AUGGCAGUCUCUACUAUUAGCCUGAGGCUACUCAUCGAUAUAGAGCGUCAAAAGGUUCUGUUUGCCGAAGCGAGCAAGGACUUUGUGGAUUUUCUCUUCACCCUUCUCUCUUUGCCUGUUGCCACUGUCAUUAGGCUUCUGUCAGAGGAUGGCAUGGUUGGUAGCUUUGGCAAACUCUAUGAGAGUGUUGAAGAUCUAGAUUUUACAUAUAUGCCCCUAGACAAGGAUAUCCUGCUCAAACCCAAGGCACCUUUUGCUGGACCAAAUAUCCUUGGUUUGUUGGCCGACGUCGACGAACCAGCCGCUACAAAUAAGGUGUUCUACAUGUGUUCUGAUAAUAAUAGUAGUAGUAAUAGUAAUAAGAAGCUUAUCAAGAAGAGUUUUCCAAAGAAGAAAACUAAUAAGAGGAGCUCUUGCUAUGUCCUUGGCUAUACCAGUGAGCCUAACUGCUCUGGUAGUACUACGAUUACUCCCCACCUUUAUGUGACUGAAGAUCCUAACCAGCAAUGUCCACAGUGCAAUCACAUCAUGUCGUCUCAGGUAAUUUACGUUGAUGAACCGAAGACCAUAGAUUCCGGCGCGGGUGUGGCAGGAUAUGUCAAAGGCGGCCUUUUCACUUACAUGAUAAUGGAUGAUCUGGAGGUGAAGCCUAUAUCCUCUAUUGGCACUCUCGAAGAGAAGGCUGUUGAUCUUGGCAUGAAUGAGGGUUUGCGACUGCUGAAAGAAUCCCUGCAAUCCAAAUCAGUUCUUUCAAAUGUGUUUCUGGAGAAGCAAGCUGCUUCAUAA
Molecule: messenger RNA, 786 nt
Organism: Fragaria vesca subsp. vesca
Lineage: Eukaryota; Viridiplantae; Streptophyta; Magnoliopsida; Rosales; Rosaceae
Exons: 2
Coding region: 1-786 (261 amino acids)
Source: RefSeq, a predicted model, not a curated record